AUGCAGACUACUCUCUCCUCCCCACAAGGCUCACGCAGCUCAUCUUCAAGUGCCGCCUAUCCAUUCACAUUCCGUUGUGCACCGCCUGGAAAGGAGUCAGAAGACCAAGGCGCGUCGAACACGCUAUGCUACAACUGCGCGCAACUAGAUCUAGAGCAGAGCUUCGCAAAUGCAUUUGAACUCUACGAAGGCGCUCGAAGAGGCAUGAUCGAAAGACGGCUUGCAUCAUGCCGGAAGGGCAACGGGCCGGUCUACCUCAAGGACUUUUACUUUGUUACGUCUCUUGGAUCCCGCCUCUCUCAACCGAGGAACUGCAAAUUGUGUAACUUCCUGGCACGAAUGACUAUCCAGCCAUCGAAAGGAACAUAUAAAUUGCUCGCAUUUUGCAGCAGCGAGAGCUACUUAUUCGAACCUCGCAAGAAGGAUGUUCGUGCCCGUACCGUACGCAGACCAUGGGAGGCAACUCGUUACAACACAGUGGAGGAACACGACAUGGCCAAUUCGGUCGAGCACAACGUCUUCAUGGCUAUCGUCCCCGAAAUUUCUGGAAUCCCCAAGACCGGAGUGCCGGUGCGAUGGUUCGAAACUGACCUCCCGAGGAAUGGGUCGAUCUACCGCUUAACUGCUCCAGAAUCAGACAUUCAUCGACUCGUUCUACCCCGAGAGUCUGGAUCGCGCGCAGACUUUGGAUUGAUGCGUGCCUGGCUUACUCGCUGUCGCUGUCACCACAUCAACUGUGCACGGCGUAAACCUGCUGGUGCUACGCUUCCAGGAUUUCGUGUCAUCGAUUGCCGCAAAGAGCCUCCUGAGAUCGUGAAACGGCCUUGGUCAGAGAGGUACGUUGCACUUAGCUAUGUCUGGGGUCCACCAUCUGGUGACUGGCCGCAGACGAUUCUCGACGCUGUCGAGGUAACGAAGCGCUUGGGCGAGCGGUACCUGUGGGUGGAUCGCACGUGCAUCGAUCAGUCGAAUCUGGAAGAGAAAAUGUUCCUGAUAUCCAAGAUGGAUGCGAUUUAUGAGGGCGCCGAGUUUACAAUCGUUUGUGCGGCGGGUGACGCAAGGACGGGGCUACCGGGUGUAAACACGACGCCACGGAGACCACAGCCUUGGGUUGAAUUGGAACAACGGAGCGAGAAAGCCAAAGGCAAGCGCGCUGCUCGGUUUGCUCCAGGUUCCAUUGGAGAGAUCAUAGGUAUCACCGAGGAGGAAUACGAAUUAGAGCGAGUGGGUGAGACGGAGUGGUUGGACGACCUUCGAUUUGGGAUGAGAGGAAAGAUGGCGUUCGACUUUGGUGAACUGCUCGCAGACAUUAAACUGAAGGAGAAGUAUGAUAUACCCAGCAAUCAUCUCGCAUGGUUCAAGGAGAUGGCUGAGCACGAUGGGCACGACCGUGUCGAGGAUUACCUUGAUAUUCAGAAGGAGUUGGCCCGCCGCAUAGGGAUUCCUCUAAAAGGGAUAGUCCCCUUCUUUAAGCGCGAGCUCGCAGAAAAGGAGGGUUGGGAUCUGGAUCCGUCAGAGUUGGAUACCAUGCCUAUUUCUGAGCGACCCAUGAAAGAAUCAUCUAGGCCGAAGAGGCCGCUACCUUCUAGCAAAACGGAAGGCAAGUUUACUCUAGUAUCGUCCAUGCAGGAGCCGAGAACGACGGUAAGAAACUCAGAAUGGGCAACUCGCGGCUGGACCUAUCAAGAAGGAGUGCUUUCAAACCGCCGCCUAGUCUUCACUGAAGAGCAGGUCUACUGGGAGUGUCGCGGUAUGGCUGUCUGCGAGACAGUCGACAUAGCUCUCAAUGUUGUCCACGAGCCAUCUGGAGGCCGUAUGGCUAAUUACAUGUUGUCUGGAAUCUUCGACAACGACUUACAUCAGCCAUCAGAAUUGCCGUAUGGAUUUGAUCCGCCGAAGAAAGAAGAUAUUGGAGAUCAAGUAGUAGCCCUGGAUGGACAUAUUCAGGCAUUCACCUCGCGGAAGCUUACUAACGGUGAUGACUCCCUGGCAGCCUUCAUGGGUGUUGCUGCAAGCUACACGACGGAUGCAGGAUUGUACCUCUUACUUGGACUCCCAGUCUGGGCCGGCGCUUUUGCUAAUGACAAGCCUGGACUGCAACACACCUUUGCUCUGUCUAUCUCGAGCUGGACCCACGUUGCCGAUCAAAUCGAACCAGGAGCAGAAAUGUACGUCGGCGACUGUCCUCGGAGAAGUCAGUUCCCGUCUUGGACUUGGGCAGGAUGGCAAGGCUCCGUUGCAUUCUGUAAUCAGAAGCAGAGCAAAACCCACCGAAUGGACGAGACUAAUAAACAUGUCGUCGUAGCCACAUUGCUCCCUGGUCCUAAAUCCAUUGGCAAAGACGGUCAUCACGAUACUGCAGCUGUAGACCCAUACCACAGUGACUAUUUCAAGGCUCUCACGAGCAAAGAAUGGGUCGACGGUAUGCAACAGAUCUGGUCGGCGGAGAUGAUGCUGCACGAUACCGAAGGCACAUACGCAUCAUUGUUGACGGGCUGGGCUCCAAUACGAACGAUAGGCGACCCUAGUAUGACUUGGCUUCUCACCAUCCACAAGCCGCUCGUUCUGCGACAUCUGUAUCUCAUGCACUCGGCGGCCCAAGGCGAAUGGCGGCGUUUGAUGGGCAAAAUCGUCAGUGUCCAUCUCUCGAUUCCAAUAACGGAAGCUCAGCUUGUGGCAGACCAUAAAACCGGGCAUCUUGUGUUUGUGCUUGUAUUUGCGAGCAUGAUUCCGUUCGUUUAUAAUGGUAUUGCGCGGUACUUGAUCCUGCGACGCGCGGACGAGGCCGAUCGUUGGGAAAGAAUUGGCCGCCUGAAUAUGUGGCUGACAGAGAAAGAGAUGGACACCUUUAGGAAACCCGAGGAUUUGAUUGCUGCACUGCCGGUAAGGCCUUUUGGUAAGGACAUUACCAUUAGUUGA
This is a messenger RNA of Cucurbitaria berberidis CBS 394.84, 2919 nucleotides long. RefSeq names its product HET-domain-containing protein. Bases 1 to 2919 code for a protein of 972 amino acids. The record is from RefSeq and is a predicted model, not a curated record. The transcript has a single exon. Lineage: Eukaryota; Fungi; Ascomycota; Dothideomycetes; Pleosporales; Cucurbitariaceae.